Messenger RNA from Hylaeus anthracinus, 1182 nucleotides. RefSeq lists its product as uncharacterized. Gene Ontology annotation, cellular component: nucleolar ribonuclease P complex; fibrillar center; ribonuclease MRP complex. Gene Ontology annotation, molecular function: ribonuclease P RNA binding; ribonuclease P activity. NCBI's taxonomy places the organism in Eukaryota, Metazoa, Arthropoda, Insecta, Hymenoptera, Colletidae. Bases 110 to 1174 code for a protein of 354 amino acids. The record is from RefSeq and is a predicted model, not a curated record. The transcript has 5 exons. Gene Ontology annotation, biological process: tRNA 5'-leader removal.
AGCGAUUGUAUUGAACUAGUAUCCCACGUGUUUACUCCAUCAACAUAAAAUAUGGAGUACUGGAAUUAUAGUAGACUUAUAGUAUAUAUAAGGUGUUAAUUUUUUCAUCAUGAAUACUCCAAUAUUGACAAAACAACAACAAAAACAUAGUCUGUCAGCAAAGAAAACAUCAGCCAAGGGAUUACGAAAUGUUUUAGCCCAACCCCAAGAUAGUUACUGGCCAAGUGUAAGUACAGAUAAAUAUCCAGAUUUGGAAAGUCUUUUAACAAAUUUGACAACAGCAAUAAAACGUACACAUCAUGAUCUUCCGUGGUCAAAGUUGAGACACAUGAAGAAAGAAGAACGUGCACUGGCUAAGAAGGAGGCACUUUCAAAGGAAGGAAAUGUGCUAAAUACAGAGAUAAUAAAUUCUGUUAUCUUGGGUUUGAAUGCAAUUACAAGGUCUUUAGAAAAAAGUAAUGUUUGUUGUGUCUUAAUGGAUGCCCAUAUUGAGCCACAGUUUUUAAUAAGACAUAUUAUCAUUAUGGCACAAAAUAAAAAAGUACCAAUAUUACUACUACCUAACUUAAAAACUAUUACCUUAAAUUCCAUUGGAUUUGCAUCUGCUGCAUUUGCCCUCAAGAAUAUUGUGAUGGUAUCUCCUGAUCAUCAUUUUUAUCCACUGUAUUCAAAAAUACAUGAUAUCUCCAAGGAUAUUCCUUUGCCAAAGAAUUCACUUCAAUUAUUUAAGGAUGAGGAAACUUUAGAAGAAUCCACAUUGAAUACAGAAGAUAAAAUAAGUAUUGAAAAUGUUUCACAGACUGAGUCUUCAGAACCAAUUAAAUUUAUACUAUCCACAAAUGUAUAUAAAUAUAGAUCUUCAUGUAAGCAAAGAGCAUUCAUUCCACUUAAUGCUGCAAGAGGAAGUUCAAACGAACCUGUUGUAGACAAAGUAGAGCAGAAUGAUUUUAUUUCUUUAAGUAAUUAUAACAGUGAUGAAUAUGAUGCAAGCAUUAGGAAAAAUACAAGAUACAUAAACAUACAUAAAGAUAAAUAUAGAAAUAAAAGAGAUUACUCCAAAGUAAACAAAACAUCUACAAAUGUUACAUAUUUACCAUUGAAAGUGAAACGUUUGCAAGGUAAUAAUAAUCGUGUAAAAGCUACCAAAGCAUCAGUAAAACAGAAAAAAAGAUAAUACAGAAA